AUGACAGAAGAAAGACAGCAAUAUGCUACGACAAUUCUAACGGAGAAAGCACCAUUCGAAUCUACAGAAACUAUUAGAAUUAGAUUAUCACAGGCCAAAUUAAUGAACAAAAAUACUUAUGACUUAUUUAAAGGUAUUUCUGAUUUGAAGAAAAAUUAUGUAAAUGGAUUAACUAAAUUAAUAAUGGCUAAUGAGGAUAUCGAUCAAAAAUUAAAGUCCCAAAUGGUAGCAGCAGGGGUCUUAACCAAAGAUGAAUUACAGUUAUUUAAUUUUAAUUCAUUAGGUGAUGUUUCUAUGGUUUGGGAAACCGCAAUGGCUGGAUUAAAAGCAGAUGCCAAAGCAAACACACAAUUAUAUAGAGCUUUGGAAAAUGAUGUCCUUGGCAUGCUAAAAGGAAUCACUGAAAAUGAUGGUAGAUGGGGAAGAAAUUUAAAAAUUUACUAUAUGAAACUUUCUGAAAAUGUUCAAAAUAUGAAAUCCAAACAAGAAGCUAAUAAAACAAAUACUAAUGAAUUCUUUGAAGCAGAGAGAUUAUGGGAUUCUCAAGCACCAUAUCUAUUUGAAUUAUUUGAACAAGUUGAUUAUUCCCGUCUAGAAGGUAUGAAAAAUGCAAUGCUGACUUACCAAACUGGAAUUUCUGAUUAUUUAAUCUCUUCUACAAAACAUACAGAACAAGAAAUGAAAAAUUAUUUUGAAUUUGAUCCUAAUCUUGAAAUUGAAAGAUUUGCUCAAGAUUCAACAAAGUUUGAUUUUAAUAUGUUUUCACGUGUCUCUAUGAUGAAGAAUGAAGAUUUAAAGCAACAACAAUUACAAACUACCCCAAGAAAAGAUGAUAAAAGAAAAUCUGUUUUUGGUCACAAGUUUGGUUCAAGAUCUCCCUCAGCUGGUAAUUUGAUGAAUAGCGAAUUUUCAGACUCCACAAAUAAUAUUUCUUUAAAUGGUGCUGGUAAGAAAAAGGGGUUGAAAUCCAAAGUCGGUUCUUUCUUGAGAAGAACUAAAUCAAAGAAAAUUGAAGGUGCAGGUACUUCCAAUAAUGGUAGUAGAUCACACAGUGGUUCAGUUCCACCUCAAUCUAUUCCUACAAAUCAAUCUGGUACUGGUAAUAUUAUUCAACAUCCUGAAGAAGAUGAGGAAGAUGCUUAUGAAGCUAGACGUGAUUACCACGUACAAUCUUCUAUGGAUAAAGCUGCUCAGCCUUCAGAAAAUAUUAAUGGAGAACAUGACAAUUUUGGUUCCCAUGCUGGUGCAGAAACAAUCCCUGAAGAACAUGAACCUACACCAAACCCAAAACAAACUACUUACAAUCCAUUUAACUCUGUAACUAUGCAAAAUACAUUUUCAGAACAACAAACACCCAUGCCUUCUCCACAGCAACCUUCUACUUCAUCCCCACAGCAAGUGUCAAAUUAUAAAACUUUGAAUCCAGCAGCCACAACUCCUUUCAUGUCACCUUCUACCAAUUUAUCCUUUAGUCCAUCUCCAAAUGAACGAUCUCAUACUAGUACAAGUAUCUAUGACUCUAUUGUUAUUCCUCAACAACAAUCUUUGCAACCACAACAGCAGCCUUUGCAGCCUUUGCAGCCUUUGCAGCCUUUGCAGCCUCAGCAACAACCAUUAGAACCCCAACAACCUCAGUCUAUGACAUCUCAACAAGUUUCCUCAUUAGCUGCUCCUUUACAAGGACAACAAGGAUUUACUGGACAAAGCACAUCUUCUAUUGGACAGGCUUUAAAUAUGGUUAGUAGUACGCAAGCCAACGUAUUAGCCAAUCAAGUAACACCAUUACCUCAACAGUUUACCGGCCAAUUGAAAGAAUUGGAUCCUCAAUCCACUGGUACUACAUCAUUAGCAUCAGGCCAAUCAUUAUUUCAACAUUCUAAUUUUGAAACUUCUAAGGUUGGAUUGAACGCAAGUGUAGCUGAAGUUAUUAAUGCACAAUUUAAGAGUGGUGUAUUGGUUAAUUCUCAAUUAGUCGGGGAAAUAGCAUUAAAAUAUGUUUCUAAUACAUUAACACCUACACUAUUGCCAGUUGGUAUUAAUUUGAAAAUUUCCAAUGCAUCUAAAUUCGAGUCAGUUAUUUUAAACCAAGCUUUUGUUCAGAAGACAGAUAUAGAACAAUUUAAAAUAGUUCCUCAAUUUAUUGAUCAGAGAACAUUAGGUGCUAUCAAGUAUUCUGUUAACAAUGUUCCCGCACCAAUUGUAAUUCAGCCAAUUUGGAAAUUUGAGCCUACCCAAGCCAGCAUGGUUUUGAUUAUUAAGGUUUCACCAACAGCACCAAUAGAAAUUCAGCAAUUAGUUUUGGAAGAUUUCCAAGUAUUUACCUCUGUGGAAGGAUGUAAUACAAUUGGUGCUUUAUCCAAACCACAAGGCUCUUUCAGUAAAGAGAACAGAAGAAUUGCUUGGAGAUUUAAAGACCCUAUCAUUAUACCAAGAGACGGAGAACAAAGAUUAAUUGCUAGAUUUUUGACUGACCAACUUGCACGUGAAUCUGAAAAGGGUGUAACAGUUAAGUUCACCAUUCGUGGCCAAAACCUUGGUAGUAAUUUGUUCUUACAAUCUCAAGAAAUCGAUAUGGCUAAUCCAUUUGGAGGCUCAUGGAAUAUAGUAGAUACUAAUAAAUCGCUAGUUGGUGGUAGUUACCACGGAUCGAUGUAA
This is a messenger RNA of Henningerozyma blattae CBS 6284, 2655 nucleotides long. RefSeq lists its product as uncharacterized. NCBI's taxonomy places the organism in Eukaryota, Fungi, Ascomycota, Saccharomycetes, Saccharomycetales, Saccharomycetaceae. The coding region runs from base 1 to 2655 and encodes 884 amino acids. The transcript has a single exon. The record is from RefSeq and is a predicted model, not a curated record.